AGGGGCGCGGAUUUAAAAGGAUCGAAGGCAGCCCGGGAGCCGAGCGGCCGGGAAGCGCGCCCGAACGAAGCUGCGGCCCGGGCACAGCCAUGGCCCGGCGGGCGGGGGGCGCUCGGCUGUUCAGCAGCCUCCUGCUCUUCGCCCUGCUCGCUGCCGGCGUCGCCCCGCUCAGCUGGGAUCUCCUGGAGCCCCGCAGCCGAGCCGGCAAGAUCCGAGUGCACCCGCGAGGCAACCUCUGGGCCACCGGUCACUUCAUGGGCAAGAAGAGUCUGGAGCCUCCCAGCCCAUCCCCAUUAGGGACAGCUCCCCACACCUCCCUGACGGACCAGCGACUGCAGCUGAGUCAUGAUCUGCUCGGGAUCCUCCUGCUAAAGAAGGCUCUGGGCGUGAGCCUCAGCCGCCCCGCACCCCACAUCCAGUCUACACAGCCUUGUCCCACCCGUGCUGUUCCCUGCUGCAUCAGUCAAGUCCACCUUUGCUGUGUCCUGUGUGUGCUUGUGGCCGGAAUGGGACCCUGAGGCCCAGAGAGGGAAAGAGAAGUCAGCAGCCAAGACAGAGUCUGGACCUUGUUCACCUGGACUGGAGCUCUUCCCAUUCUCUCAUCUGCCUCAGUAUCCAGUGGUAGGGUUUAGCAACUUCAGUACAUUUGACAUUCUAGGCUGAAUCAUUGUUUCUUGUGAGGGCUGACGUGUGCAUCAUGGGAUGUUUAGCGGCAUCCCUGGUCUCUACCCACUAGAUGCCAGUAGCACCUUCCCCCCCCCCCCCCAUCAAGUUGUGACAACUGAAAAGACCUCCAGACAUCACCAGAUGUCUGCUGGGGGAGAGGGCCCCAAAUCAUUAUUAGUUGUCAAUCACUGACCUAUGGGAUUCAAGACUCCAAAGCUGGAGCCAAGCCAGCCUUAAGGUAUAGCCCAGCUGAAUGGCAACUCCUUCAUUCCCUGCUCCUGGUGCUGUCCUUACUGCACACCACCCUCCCUGGUCCUGCUGCUUGUGCAGAAGGCAGUGUGAUGUGGUAGAAUGUGGGUUCUGACUACAACGUGCUGGGCUUAUAACCUAGCUACUUGGUAGCUGUGUGACCUUAGAAAUGUCCCUUAACUUCUCUAAAGCCUCAAUAUUCCUCACCCAUAAAAUGAAGAUAAUAAGGCCCAUCUCCCAUUAAAUGAGACCAUUUAUGUCAAAUGCUGAGCAUGGUGCCUGGCUCAUAGACAGCCCUUAGUAGAUGGGAGCUCUUACCAGUCUGUGAGCUCCCUGGCGGCACCUGUUGUGGACUCGCCUUCAUAUCCCCCACCGUGCCUAGCAUAUAGUGUGUGCAUUUUGAAGGGAGAGGCAUUCCCUAGAAAAGGUCCAACCCAGCCUCAGCCAACAUCCCUGACUUCCUGAGGCACAGAACCAGCAUCCCCUGAGGACCUCAGAUGGAAGGCCUAGGAGCUUGGGCUAGCUGAGUCUGAAGGGAAACUGUCACCUCUAGUGCCCUUGGUUUUGAAGCUCUGACACAUGCAGACCAACUAGAGAAUCUCAGAAGCAGCAGUGCCUAGGUCUGGGGCUUCAGAGUGAGGUCUGGGGCAGAGCUGGGGUGAGGAGUGAGGACACUGACACUAGCCCAGCACCAGGCACUGUAUUUGGAUUUACUUCCAUGAUCUUUGACUGUCAUGACCACCCUGGGUGGUUGGGGCUGUGUUCUGAGAAAACUACUGCCCCUGAGUCCUCCAAGGCAAUUCAGGGUGCUCUGGGGCCUGCCUCAGCUGACAACCUGCCGGUGCCCACCUCUGCAGACAUCUGGCACUUAGGAAUGGCAGGAUGCCCCUAUCAUUAUCAGGAGCCCCCUCCCUGGCUCAAUUCUUCUGUAUGUUUCUCUUCAGUGCAGGAGGCUGCUGGUACAAAUACUGCAGAAAUGACACCAAUAAUGGGGCAGACACAACAGCGUGGCUUAAGUUGUGCCCACCCAGGGAAGGUGCUGAAUGGGACCCUGGUGAUGGCCCCAUCUGGAUGUAAAUCCUGAGCUCAAAUCUCUGUUACUCCAUUACUGUGAUUUCUGGUUGGGUCACCAGAAAUAUCGCUGAUGCAGACACAGAUUAUGUUCCUGCUGUAUUUCCUGCUUCCCUGUUGAAUUGGUGAAUAAAACUUUGCUCUUUACAUACAA
Messenger RNA from Symphalangus syndactylus (siamang), 2140 nucleotides. It is a transcript of the gene NMB, whose product is annotated as neuromedin B. Gene Ontology annotation, molecular function: neuropeptide hormone activity; neuromedin B receptor binding. The record is from RefSeq and is a predicted model, not a curated record. Gene Ontology annotation, biological process: neuropeptide signaling pathway; positive regulation of hormone secretion. Lineage: Eukaryota; Metazoa; Chordata; Mammalia; Primates; Hylobatidae. Gene Ontology annotation, cellular component: neuron projection.